AUGUCGGAACGGGAAGAGCAAUUCAAGAAUGCAAAGAAAUGCGCCGACACGAUCAGGUUCAAGACGGAAGACGGCAAGAUACAUGUGAACCAGCCAGCGAGAGUUGUACCUAAUCAGGGUCUCAAGGAUAUAUUCGGCAUUCAGAAUGCUUUCACUAGUCUGAGUAACAAAAGGCCAUUUGUAGAGAAGGCGGAGAACUUGAUGCUAAAGGCGCUGAACUGUCAAAAAGACUCCCCGGAUGACUGGACCGAUCUACGACGCCGUGCCCUAACAUACUUUGAUGAAUACAUGAAUCGCAAUGGUACAUGCAAUUUCAAGCUCGCGGAGCUCACCCAGUACGCUACCUUGAAACUCUCACUUUGCUACUUGUUCGACGGUGCUCAUGAAGCACUGAAGAGUAACACUCAUUUCGAAGACGUCAUCUACAUUGGAAAACGCAUCAACGAGCUGUGGAUCAAGAGUAAGCAGAAAGACCUUGCCGAGGAAGAACACCCAUUAUGGAAGGACGAAACAAAACUACAUGAUGCUCUGCGGCGAGUAACCUUUAGUGCCCUAAGGGUUGGAAUCGGUGGAUAUCCCGACGACACAACCACGGUCGAUCCAUUAGACCCCUCCCAGAAUCCAAUGAACUUGCUACUGCCCGCUUACGAAACCAUGUGGAGAGUCGUUUUACGUUGCUUCUUGGAAGUCCAACACCGGGCUGCGCAGAACAAGAAUAUCUGGACUACUGUUUUGAGAGACUAUCUCAGUGAUCUCAAGGUCCCAAACAGUAUAGAGAAUGACAUCUUCCACAAGCCCACUAAGACCAAUGACGGUGUUAUUAGACCAGUCGAGAUCGUCAAGGAGGCUCUACGCCUUCACCCUCCUACACGUCGCGUACAUUGCUGUUUCAAUGACCAAGAAGUAAAAGCAGAUAUCGAGGCGUGUCACAGACAGGAAAUCCUCUGCGGUGAUGACCCAAAUGUGUUUCGCCCUGAGCGCUGGCAGAAUCUUUGCUCGAGUGCGAGACAGGCGUAG
Molecule: messenger RNA, 1017 nt
Organism: Pyrenophora tritici-repentis Pt-1C-BFP
Lineage: Eukaryota; Fungi; Ascomycota; Dothideomycetes; Pleosporales; Pleosporaceae
Product: p450 domain containing protein
Molecular function (GO): monooxygenase activity; oxidoreductase activity, acting on paired donors, with incorporation or reduction of molecular oxygen; iron ion binding
Source: RefSeq, a predicted model, not a curated record